CGCUGGGGGCAGGGCCUCAGUGGUGGUCCUGAUGUCCCCCAUGCCGCGUUUAGUGUGUCUCCAGUCUGCACAGAGGGCAGCGGCGUGGGGAAACCAAAGGAGCUCUCUGUGAGCCAACCGCAAAACUACAACAAAAUUGUUACUGAGAAGGAGUUAUUGGAAGCAGCUGGGCAGCAGCCAUCUCUACGUUUGACAUUUCUGCUUCGACUGACCGAGAACACUGAGGUGUCUUGGGAGACUGUAUUAUGGCAGCACCGACUGUACAUCCAGGUGCCAUCAUGUCUUCUGCCUGAGGGCUCCAAGGAAGGGUUUUUGUCCUUGUUGGAAUAUGCAGAGGAAGUGCUCAGGUGCACCCAUAUCAUAGUGUGCUUCAAAAAAGAUCGCAAUGACAGAGCACUGCUGGUGCGGACAUUCAUGUUCUUGGGCUUUGCAACAUUGCCACCAGGCCACCAGCUGAUCCCAAGUAACACAGAUGCUUGCAACCUGUACAUGGUGUAUUCCAUUGAGUAGCCAAGCAUCAGUCUCGACAGACGAACCUUCUCAGAUGUCGUGCCAAAUGAUGGAUUGAUCCUUCUCUUGCCACUUUUAACCAGGAACAGAGUUUUAUGUGCAAAUAUUGACUUCAAAGAAUUUGUUGUGUGUUUCAUCACCAAACAGUGAAAUUGUUAGUUCUCAACUCAGUAUGAAUUUAUGCUACUGUAGUAUUGCCUCAUUAUAUUUCAUAUAAGCAUUGUUUGUGUAAUGGGUGAGGUUUAGAUCUUAUAAAUAAGAGUUUUGCUCAUACUUUAGUAGGAGAUGUUUGAUCUUUGCACAUCCUUUUGAUUUCUGGUCAUCAGGUAAGUAUGUUGGUUUUAAAAAUUGUAGUUGUAUUGAUAAGCCUACACAAUAUUUAUACAUGUUCUUGUAAAGGAUGUUGACACAGAUUCAGCGAACGCUGUCGCGUUUUAAUAUGUAUGAUUCAUGCAAGAUGAUAAUGUAAAUUUUAUGGUAGGGAUUACACCUUUUCCUAUCUGUUUUAUUCUCUAUACAUGAAAAUAGGUUCCUCCCUUUUAAAAGAUAUUGUUCGGUAAUUAAUAUGUUCAUUGUUCCAAAUAAAAUACUAGUGAUGUGGUACUGAGAGAUUGUGUCCACUUUUUGUUUAUUAGUACUUAAAGAGUAUGCAUGUGGCUGUAAUAUUAGGAAGACAGACUUGCUGAAGUGGGCAGUAUGGUGUGUGGUAAAGGUCAACACAAUAACCUAGGUGCAUAAGCCUAUAUUUAUUUAAAUAUACUGAAAUGUUCUCAUGUAAGGGUUUACAUUUUCUGCAUGUUAAAGUUUUUUCAUCCUUUUUAAAUAUUAUCUAUGUAUUCAUUAUAAUCAUGCAUAGGAUAAGUUCUUGAUUGUCAUUUUGUGUUAAGAACUAUGUUAUCUUGUAUUUCCCUUAAGUUCUCCCAUCACAGCAAGUGUUAAAAGUGGCAAGAUGAACUGUUUCCAUUAAGUAGAGUAACUGUGCAUCUAAUUGCAAUUUCUCCUAAAUGGUAAAGUGGUUUAAACAUGUUUUCCCAUGUCUGAUAAAAAGGUUUGCAAAUAACUCUAAAAUACAACUUUGUGGCACAAUAAGGAUUUCAUAUGUACUGUUAUGCUGGAAGCAGGAAUAUAAUUCGUACUGUUUACAGUGAUUGAUGACUUACAGGAAUGGAAGUGAUAGUAUUGGAAAUUAGAUUUAAUAAUUUAGGGGUUUUUUUUUAAAUUGGAAAUUUUGUAUGUAACAGAUAUAUUUAGUCCUUAUAUGGUUGAUUUUUAGAUAAUUUGCCAACCUCUGCCUUUAAAUGCUGAUUGAUUACACACUUAAAAACAAAAAACUCAUUCAUGAAAAUGAAUGUUUAAAAAAAUGUUUAAAAUGUUUACAAAUGAAAAAAAUUAGUGAUAGUAACUGUAUUCCUAAACUUGUUCAGUGGUAAUAACUUAGUUACAAAGGCUCCAUUCCAGUUUUUUUAAGUGAGUGCAUUCUAUUCCAGUCUUGAAUUAUAUAAGAGGAAAAAGUGAGUCAAAAUGGCUAGUUGAAUGAAUUGUCAGUGGUUGAAAUAGUUUAUCUUCGAAGAGCAAAGCAAUAUCAGAGUCAUGCAUUACAGAAACACCCAAUAAGAUGUUUAUUUUUGUGAAGAAAAAAAAUGCAACAUACACAAGAGGACCAUACGCUUUGAAAAGCAAUACAGAAAUUUGAGAAAGGCACCACUUCGGUACAAUAGGAUUUUAAACAAAUUUGAACAAUCACCUUGUGCAUAUUCAUUUAAAACAUGUAAAAUGCAGUACAUGAAAUAUAAAGAAUGGAAAUUGAUGUG
This is a messenger RNA of Cryptotermes secundus, 2321 nucleotides long. It is a transcript of the gene Oda, whose product is annotated as ornithine decarboxylase antizyme 1. Gene Ontology annotation, biological process: positive regulation of protein catabolic process. The record is from RefSeq and is a predicted model, not a curated record. Gene Ontology annotation, cellular component: cytoplasm; nucleus. The transcript is spliced from 4 exons. Gene Ontology annotation, molecular function: ornithine decarboxylase inhibitor activity. NCBI's taxonomy places the organism in Eukaryota, Metazoa, Arthropoda, Insecta, Blattodea, Kalotermitidae. The annotation marks the transcript as partial.